Molecule: messenger RNA, 2621 nt
Organism: Hydractinia symbiolongicarpus
Lineage: Eukaryota; Metazoa; Cnidaria; Hydrozoa; Anthoathecata; Hydractiniidae
Product: inhibin beta E chain-like
Exons: 4
Coding region: 1291-2475 (394 amino acids)
Biological process (GO): SMAD protein signal transduction
Cellular component (GO): extracellular region
Molecular function (GO): cytokine activity; growth factor activity
Source: RefSeq, a predicted model, not a curated record
UUGUGCCUGCUAACAUCUUUAGUUACCAUAUCACUAUGCUUCUUGAUGACAAAUCAUGCCCUAUUUUAUCGUAGCUGCGAUCAGAAGGGCUAACUCAAUCAACAAGCCCAAAAAACAUUUCUACAACACUCCACAAAAUAUGUUGAGACAACUCCAAAAAUAAGUCAAAAUAAGGGUUCUCCAUCCCCUCCCCCUGUAUCAAUGUUGCCUUACUGGCAUCUACUACCCUCAACCUUGGAUUGGGGGAGGGGAGACAAAAAUUUGCAAAAAAAAUCAGUUUGUCUCAUAAUUGUUGUUGCGGAUUGUUGCUUACUUGCAUGACCCAAGCGCUCCUUUAUGUGUAAUCUAACACUGGAAAACAACAAUACUUAAUUUUUCAUUUCAAAUGCACUUACAAAUAAUGAAAGAAAACUUAAAGCAUGGUAUAAAUAUUUUUGAUGAUACUUCCACGCAAAAACAAACCAAAAAAACAUACACGUACAUCAAAAUGCAAAUAUGAAAAUAAGUUAACGUAAUGCUUUUUAAUUAGGGAAUCAUUGAUGCACCUUUUUUACUGUUUUGUUUGUUUUUAUUGUUGCUGCUACUCUUUGUUUGUUGUUGUUGUUAUUGUUGUAGUUUUUCUUUUGUUUUGUUUCCUUUAAUUAACAUCAUAAUUUUUGAGCUAUUUUUCUUUUUUUUUUCCAUCGAUUUUUUUUUUUUAAUUCGACGCGAAAAUUGCAGAAACAAAGAAAAUGAUGUCAUUACAAAGGAAUUUAACUUAUUCCCGAGAAAAUCCCUUUUCAAAGGCAAUAUUGACCGAAUAAUUAACAGUGUUCCUUGAUUUCUCGAAUUUUACCACGCAGGAUAAAAUUAAAUAUUCUCAAGAUUAAAUUUCACGAGAGACUUUUUUUCAUCGUCUAUGUUAGAUGUGAAGUUCCUUUCCGGUCAUUGUUUUGUAACCCGACACAUACUAGCUAUUUGAAACAUUCUAUUCAAACUUAACUGGUUAAAGUAAAAUGUUUACUUUGCUUUAGUGCCUGUCAAUCAUUAUUGUAUAUGCUCUUAAUCGUAUUGUUCUGUUUUAUUUUUAAAAAUUACACUAAGUUAGCCUGUAAGCCUUAACAAGGCGAUAUCAUUUAUAGAAAGGUGUCUUUGUGGUUAACAAUUAACCAGGAAGGUAUAAAUGCGGCGACAGACAUUGUGUGGAGAUAAAAAAAAUAUUUGAGAAGAAGAAAGUGGUGCCUAAGAACUGCACGAUCUUGUGACUAAUUAUUUCUUUUGUAUUUGACUUCAUAUUGAAACAAAGCCGACAUGUCAUUGAAAAGCAGAGCUUUACUUUUUUUGAUUUUUCAAAAAGUUUGCAUGAGAUAUUUUGGUGAGAGUUUACCAACAACCUGUGAUGGGAAAUGCGGACAGAAAUUUAUAAACGACACUUUAAUUCACCAACAAAGAAUUGAAAUGAUAAAACAAGAGAUUCUAGACAAACUAGGGCUGCAAGCCCCACCAGAAAAAAGGGGCAGUUUAAAUGAUAUACCAAAAGCGUUAUUAGAUGGAUUUCGGAGAAGUGUCGAAAAGAGUAGACGUUUGAAAAUAAUGAAGGAGAGGGAAAAUGUAAAAAAGAUGAUCAUACUCGCAGAAAAUGUUAAUGUUAGUGAAAUUUCUACAGCACAUGAAAAGAUAAUACAUCUGCACGACAUAAACGUGGUUGAAAUCUUAUACGUCUUAAGCUUAAAGAAACUUUAUGAUUGCAUAACUGAAUUGGACAAACUGUUCCCCCAGGUUUCCAGCGGUGAAAAGCGACAAGUUAUUAAGUUGAAGUAUGCCAGCCAGUCUCACUUCAGUGUUGUGGAAAAUAUGCGUCUUUGGCUGUACAUAAAACCUAUCAACACUAGCCGGAUAUCUGUCAUCAGUGUAGUCCAGUCUAGUAAGGAAAAAGAACAAAUACAGAGGAUAAUGUUGAGAAAGAAAUUAAAUUAUUUCAAAACUGGGUGGUUUGAAAUAAAAAUAAAUGAUAUUAAAACGUGGACUCGAAAGACGUAUAGUGGACAUUUACUAGUUGAUUUAAAACUGCGCAUUCAUUGUAAAAAUUGCAAACUCGAAAUGAGCGGAGAAAACCAACCAUUUUUAGAACUGACAGAAAAAAGCAGAGUACUUCGAAGAAACAGACGAAACAUCAUGUGCAGAAAAGACUCUAAAGUAUGCUGUCUGCAAAGAUUUUACGUAAGUUUUAAAGACAUCGGAUGGGAUGACUGGAUAAUAAGUCCACCUGGGUAUAACGCCCAGCAGUGUCGAGGUUCGUGUGAUUCACUUGGAGUUGGAUCAACAGAUCAUGCCAGCAUUAUAAAGGCUGUUGCAGAUAAACGAAAAAUCGAUGCAAAACUUUGCUGUACAGCUCAACAAUACGACUCAUUGUCUAUUUUAUACAAAGAUUCUGAAGGCAACCUUGUCAAACAAGGCAUCAAGGAUAUGAUUGCCACCCAUUGUGGAUGUGGGUGAAGUUACAGAUCAUACACACUAAAAUUGGUGACAUACAAAAAUGAAAGGAAAACUUCAGUUGAACGAAUGUGAUCGACUGCUUGCUACGGAACGAAAGAAAGAAGAUUAAAAAACUGAAUUUGUACGAUAUAAUGUAUCCAGCUUCU